AUGCCUCUCAUAGCUACUAACCCCAAACCUCGAAUAAUUCUUGGUCUUAUGAACUUUGGUCCAGACCCAUCCACCGGCGCACGCAUAACCUCAUUAGAUGAAUACAAUACCUUCCUCGACCAUUUUCAAGGCGCCGGAUACAAUGAAGUCGAUACCGCACGUACAUACGUUGGAGGGAAACAAGAAGCUUUCACACGCGAAGCAAAAUGGCAAGAAAGGGGCUUAACACUGGCCACGAAAGUCUAUCCAACAGAAGCGGGAUUGCAUACAGAGGCAGAAAUAACGAACAGAUUUGAGACGAGUUUGAAAGAGUUGGGGACGGACUGUGUGGAUAUAUUCUAUUUGCACGCUGCUGAUCGUGCAACGCCCUUUACAGAGACAUUGGCGGCUCUCGACAAACUCCACAAACAAGGCAAAUUUGUCAACCUAGGACUUUCGAACUUCACAGCCUUCGAAGUCUCAGAAAUAGUCAUGCAUUGCAAAUACAACAAUUGGGUGCGGCCAACAGUAUACCAAGGAAUGUAUAACGCCAUUACCCGUUCCCUAGCUUCUGAACUCAUUCCAUGCUGUAAGCGCUACGGUAUUUCCGUCGUCAUUUACAACCCCAUCGCAGGUGGUCUCUUUUCAGGAGCCUACAAGUCAUCAGAAAUUCCAACUAGUGGACGUUAUAGCGAUUCCGUGGGAAAGUUGGGCGAAAUGUACAGAAAACGCUAUUGGAAGGAAUCGAACUUCGCUGCAUUGAAACUCAUCGAACCAGUCGUUCAAAAACACAACUUGACAAUGGUGGAGACUGCAUUUAGAUGGUGUAUACAUCAUAGUGCACUGAAUGUUUUGAAUGGGGACGAUGGAAUUAUCAUGGGGGCGAGCAGUAUUGAACAAUUAGAUUCAAAUCUUAAAGAUUGUGAGAAGGGACCGUUGCCCGAAGAAGUAGUGAAAGUUUUGGAUGAGGCUUGGGAGGUUUGUAAAGCAGAUACACCAAAUUAUUGGCAUUUGGAUUUGAAGUAUGAUUAUGAUACUAGGAAGGCACUAUUUGGCGUAUAG
This is a messenger RNA of Botrytis deweyae, 1041 nucleotides long. RefSeq lists its product as uncharacterized. Gene Ontology annotation, molecular function: oxidoreductase activity. Lineage: Eukaryota; Fungi; Ascomycota; Leotiomycetes; Helotiales; Sclerotiniaceae. The transcript has 2 exons. The coding region runs from base 1 to 1041 and encodes 346 amino acids. The record is from RefSeq and is a predicted model, not a curated record.